Sebastes umbrosus (honeycomb rockfish) is the source of this 2429-nucleotide messenger RNA. It is a transcript of the gene pitpnc1a, whose product is annotated as phosphatidylinositol transfer protein cytoplasmic 1a. The record is from RefSeq and is a predicted model, not a curated record. Bases 582 to 1574 code for a protein of 330 amino acids. Gene Ontology annotation, molecular function: phosphatidylinositol binding; phosphatidylinositol transfer activity. NCBI's taxonomy places the organism in Eukaryota, Metazoa, Chordata, Actinopteri, Perciformes, Sebastidae. Gene Ontology annotation, cellular component: cytoplasm. Gene Ontology annotation, biological process: phospholipid transport. The transcript is spliced from 9 exons.
GCUCCACUCUGCUGCUGCGCAUCUCUGUGUGGAGCUGUGCGUCAGGAGGAGAACUCUACAGGAGCAGCAGGAGGACACACUGGUUCAUGUGAGGAGCUGCUAUCAAAUGAACAAAACGCGCAGUGUUUCUGCCUGAAGAAGAGCCAUCAGAGAACGACGACAGGCAUCAAUCACUGUAACAAGAAGCUGCUUGAAGCUGCAGUUGUUGUUGGAAGCGACUUGUUUUUGGAGUUUGGUGUGAUUUCUGGACACUUUCCACGCUGCAAGACGCAGAAACAAAAAAUGCAUGCUGUUGUUUAUAAAACUGACAACUGCUGAUUUUACAGCAUGGUUAUUUUAGUGCUUUAAAGACCCCCUUCUUGUACUUUGGACCUGGUGUGUAGACUCACAUUGCAGGAGGUGCUGAUGCUGCAGAAGAAGAAGAAGUGAGGAAGGAUUUAGUGAAUUUUGUGGAUUGCCUCGUUUCAUUGGACAAACAUGAUUUCAAUUAAAUAACUUGCAGGAUCGCCCUCCUCUCCAAGACUGAAGCCAGACAACCUACACCUUUCCUCUGUGUCAACCAUCACCUUUGUGCAAGGACUAUGUUGAUGAAGGAGUACCGCAUCUGCAUGCCUCUCACAGUGGAGGAGUACCGGAUCGGCCAGCUGUAUAUGAUCAGUAAACACAGUCAUGAGCAGAGUGAACGCGGGGAGGGGGUGGAGGUGGUCCAGAACGAGCCGUAUGACGACCCCGAGCACGGAUCGGGCCAGUUCACCGAGAAACGAAUCUACCUCAACAACAAGCUGCCCAGCUGGGCCAGAGCAGUGGUCCCGAAAAUAUUCUACGUCACAGAGAAGGCUUGGAACUAUUACCCGUACACCAUCACAGAGUACACGUGCUCCUUCCUGCCCAAGUUUUCCAUCCACAUAGAGACCAAAUACGAGGACAACAAAGGGAGCAACGAUAAUAUCUUCGGCGGCGAGCCCAGAGAAGAGGAAACCGAGGUGUGCUCCAUGGACAUCGUCUAUGAUGAGAUCCCCGAGCGCCACUACAAGGAGUCAGAGGACCUGCGGUAUUUUGCGUCGAAGAAGACUGACCGAGGCCUCCUGCAGGAAGGAUGGAUCAACAGCCAAGAGCCCAUCAUGUGCUCCUACAAACUGGUCACAGUGAAGUUUGAAGUGUGGGGCCUGCAGACACGUGUGGAGCAGUUCGUUCACAAGGUGAUUCGAGAUGUCCUGCUUUUAGGACACAGGCAGGCCUUUGCCUGGGUGGAUGAGUGGAUUGACAUGACCAUGGAGGAGGUCAGAGAGUACGAGCGUGCCACACAGGAAGCCACCAACCUGAAGAUCGGCACCUUCCCCCCCGCCAUCUCCAUCUCAGAGACCCCGCUGCCAUCCAGCACCCGCAGCGGCCCCAACAGCGCCCCGACCACGCCCCUCUCCACAGAGGCCCCCGAGUUCCUGUCCGUGCCCAAGGAGCGCCCCAGGAAGAAGUCCGCCCCGGAGACCUUGACCCUGCCGGAUCCGGGCCGCAGGGAUUCGCUCUUCAAGCUGCCCAGCUUUUUCUCCUGGAACUCCAGUCCGCAGCCAGAAUGAGAGCGGAGGCCGCCGCCCGUCAACCCGUGGAUCAGUAGAGGAUGCCUGCCCAGCACAUCCCACAAUGCCCCCUCAGCCAGUGGAAGUGAAGGAGACGGAUCCCAGCCCCCUUCUGCAGACUCUCGCCGGUGUUAACAGUUAAAGCCACCAGGUCCAGACAGGCAGCCUGGUCUCCACAACGUCCUGCGAGGUGUAAAGGUAUCGUAGUGUGUCCCAUUGAAGAGUCUAACAAAAGCAGCUGGAGGCUCCUCAUACUCCUUUCCGACAGACAGCAUUAGUCAGACUGAGUGUAGCGUACAUUCCUGAAAAUGUUUUAGAUAUGUUGAGAUUCAGUCACUGCACAUUAUCUUCACAUGUACAGAAUUAGUUUGUUUCUUCUGCUUUAAGCAUCGGAGUCUCUGGCGUCGUUAACUGGAGCUUGUGGUGGUUUGACGUAUCUGUUUAUGUGGUCGGGACUUUUACGACAGAUUCCUGUCGGCCACUGUAUCAGUUGAGUAUUUCACAGUCAGGUGUACGGUGAUUCUUGUAUAUAAUGUAUGAACAUUAUUUAACCGGUAAAAUGUCAAAAGAAUAUCUAUCAUAUCCAGUGAUGAUGCUGCUAUGAAAUGUGUAUUUUAAAGAGUCUUCUUUACGUGUUUAUUAUAGCGAGUUCUGUCUGUGUUAUGUGAUUGCAUGAUUUUAACUGCAGAAGCUGCUUUUUAAAUAUUAAAUGUUCUCUUUGUUAUCUCAGUCUCACACUUGAUGUUGUGUUUUUACAUGCUCAUGUGGUUUGCAUGUUUCAACUGUAUUUCUUUUGUCAUACUGUUGAUGGGUUUUGUAUUCAGCAAAUUAAAUUAAAUCCUGUUAUAUCCAUAA